AUGCUCACACCAAUCAACUAUCUCAUGUUCCGUAGUGAUGAGACAGGCAAUCCGCCCGAUGUUUCAUCAUACUUCUUCUCGUACUGCUUCGGAGCUCUGUUAUCCUCCACCUUAAUAUUCAUGGUGUACUCAGGAGUAAGGUUAAAUCGUCCUUUUGUGAAUCCUGAGAUAACUCUACCAUCGCUGGUAUCUGGUAUUAUCUACGGGAUCGCCGUCUACUGCUUCUUUCUUGCUAAUCAACACCUUGACCAGAUAGUAGCCUAUCCAAUCCUUUCGAAAGCACCUGGAGUCAUCGUUUCGUUGUGGGCGGUCUUCCUCUUCAAAGAAAUCAAGGGAACUCGCGAUUUGGCCACAUUGGCCGCCGGAAUCUGCACUACCGUCACAGGUAUAGUGCUUCUUACGCUGUCAAAAAUGCAACUCUGA
Cooperia oncophora is the source of this 423-nucleotide messenger RNA. The record is from the annotation of a GenBank genome assembly. Lineage: Eukaryota; Metazoa; Nematoda; Chromadorea; Rhabditida; Trichostrongylidae.